UCGGCAUAUCUUGUAUACUGCUUAUGCGGAAGUUGGGGAGCAUGGAUUGCAAGAAAGUGGCGAGAGCAAGAGGAGGAGGAGGAAGAUCGUUGUUACGGUUAGUCAUGAGGAUAAGUAUGUGGUGGCGAGGAAUGUGUUGGUGUUGAGUCUUAUUAUGGGGGUGGAUUUGGAUGGUGCUGAGGCGGGAGGAAAUGGGGAGGGGGGUGUUGAUAUGGAGGCGGAAAAGGAUGCGAAAGAAAAGGCUGCAAAGGAAAAGCUCGCCAGGAUAUGGGACAUUUACUACACCCGAUUCCUUCCAGAUCCCGAAACACGCAACUUACUAGCUUCCCAAGCGGAAAAGUUAUGUCAGGUAGCCAAGACGAUGGAGGACUGGGAGCAAGGACCAUACGGUGGAACGAUACACUUGGUCAACCAAAAGAGCUUGGGCGCGGUGAGAGGUGUUUGGGAACAAUACGCCGAAGCAGCAAGGUCAGCACUCGAUACAGAGAAGGUUGGAGAACUUCAUUCAGCUCUUGUCGAGGGGAUGCGGUCAUCGCCCGACGAGCAGCGCCAGAGGUGGGCCUUAGGCUCGUCGGCAGCGCCGUUGACUGUGCUCUUGAAGGAUCAGAUCCGGUUCUACGUUCAGGUGGCGUGGGAGUUUGACCAGAACAUAGCCAACGCAAUGAUGCUGUUUCCCAACCCUACGUUUGCCGCUGGUUUGUUAUCCGAACCGGAUUCCGAGUCCGAGUCCGAAUCGCAAUCCCCGGGCAGCCAUCGUCGUCUCGCUUACCCCUCCAAUGGUGUGCUGGGGUACCAUCUCGCGCUGAUCAAGGCUCCCCUCACCGAGCUCUCCCCGCUGCGCAUUGACAGAGACGGCAACGACUUCAACGACGGCAUUGACGAGGACCCCAAUGGACACAUGACAGCCCUCCGCGUAGCGAAGCACCAAUUCACUCAAUGGUCUCUUGCCUUCCGGGAGCUGGCGGCCGCGGAGCAAAAGAGACUGACGAUUCGGUUCGCGGUAGACGGCUGGUUCCCUCUUUGCCAGUCACUCCUUCACCCACCAGCAGCGGCGACGACCAAAAAACAAUUCGACAUAAUCGACACUACCGACCUCUCUUCGCUUUGGGACCCCUCUGCAGCUGGUGUUCCCGACCCGCCUGGCCUUCUUGGGCUGCUGGUAGCCGCCAAACGAUUGCUUAAAGACCGCGCUUCUUCGACGAUGGUUCUGAACGACGGGAACGGGCUUUCGCUAGUUGUUGAUAAUCUUAACGGCGAUGGUAACAUGGACUCUAAUAAUUCUAGUUCUGCCCAAGCUGAGGCUUCAAGUUUCGCCAACAACACGACCGGCGCGUUCAUUCUAGGUAUGGCACCGGUGGAAUAUUGGAGUAAUGCAAGUGUUAAGGCGACGGUGGAUGAGUGUCUUUUGGCCGCGAGUAGUCUGUAUGAUGAGGAUCGUGAACAACUUCAAGGGCUUGAUAAGGACAAGGAAGCUAUGGCUGCGGCUGCGGCUGCGGCUGCUAGGGUGAAGAAGUUGGAGGAACAGGGACUGCACAUCAGUAAUCGGCUGUUUAGGAAACAUUCUAGGUGGCUCGCUCCUGGGCAGCAGCACGGCGGAAAAUGGAGGAAGUCACCGGCCGUCAAGGUCGAUGCAAAGGAGCUGGCGGAGGCGGCGUGGAGGGUUUAUAAGGAUUCGGUGAUUUACCAGAUCGAGGGUCAGCGGGUGGUGCAUGAGGGGCAAGAGUUGAUUAAGAUAACCUGGGGUAAAGGUCUGUGGCAGACCUUUAUGGACUUUAUCGGCGUGGUUGGUGGCCAGUUUGAGACGGAUAGGGAGGAGUUCCGGCGAGUUAUCAUGGAAAAGAUCGGCGGUAAUGUCGUGCAGGAUGCCUUGUUGAAAAGGGUGUUGGAGGAGGUGGUGCCUGAGUCGACGACGGCAACUGAGGCGGAAGCGGAUGGCUGCCCGGUGUUUACUGCCAGCUUCGACGUCACUUCGGGUACUCUCACGACCAUCACCGGCCAUCUGGAUUUCAUUACGGAAGAGGAAAAGCAACUACUGGCAGAUAAGACUGUGCCCAUCAGUCUUCGACAGUCUUCUCCGUGGGCUAUCGAUAUUGUCUUGGGUGCCGGGACACUCGUCAAACCACUCGUCUUCCCGACUCCCGUCCUUAAAGAAGGCAGCAAAACUCGCAUCGCUCGCAAAUCAGGGUACAUUGAAGUGAUCGCGCCCGCGAUCCUUAACCCUCUCGCUGCAAAAGUGCUAGACGAGUACAUUUUUCCUACGGUCCUUCAAACCGCCGACUCAUCGUCAGAGACAAGCCAGCUCGUCCCCACCCCACUCAACGCCCCCACGGUAAACCUCGACUCGCUCCCCAUCCUUUCCAUCUCCGACACCUCUCGACUCUCGUUUCUCGGGCCCUUAGCUUCCUCUAUGUACUCGCCCCGCGAACUCCGCGAGCGUCAAGCCGCUUUUGAAAAGGGUCUGCCUGAAACCAGCUGGGACUCGGCAAGACUGAACCUCAAGGAAUCUCUCCACACCAUGAUCAAUAUCGCUGCCGGCCUACAAGUGGGACAGUCCGGUCUUUUUGCCCUCUGUCCCGUUUCCGGGUCUGGGUCCAGUUCAUCGUCAUCGGAUGGUAGGCACAUCCUCAUCCUCGUUUCCGCGAUCCGACUCGAUUGCAGCGCUCAGUCUGGUGGCGGGAUAGUUAUCGACGCAGCCGUGCUGCCGCUUACUCACUCUCUGCUUGCCAAAAAGAACAACAACAAGAACACCGACGACGAUGAAGACCUCCAAUCCUUCCUCGUCCUCCUCCGUACCCUCGACUGCGUCGACCUCUCCGUCACCGACGCCGAGCUCGCCCUCUGGAAAUCCAUCCUCCCUUCUUUUGCGGAGCGCUGCCGUACCUGGUCCCAUUCUCCCUCGUCAUGCGAAUACGCCACCACCGGCCAGGUUCCCUUGAGCCUCAAAAAUGGCGACCCCGUCCUCUGUACCUGCGGCACCGGCCAUUUCCCACCCAACUACCUCUCCUUACCCCUCUGGGAGUCCGCCGCCGCGCCGCACGCCACGCGCGUGGCUAUUUCCGCUCCGUAUUGCUCACCUGUCGUGGAAAAGGUGGUGUUUGAUCCGGUUUUGGCGAAAAAGAUUGCCGAGCGCGGGCUGGAGGAGGCACUUCGGAAAAAGGAGGAGAGGUGUAGGUCCUGUGGAAAGGGGGAGGAAGAGCUGGUGGAGGAACGAAAAGCAAAAGGGGGGGAGACGGCGGGCAAAACGGCCGAGGUGUUGAGGAAGUGUGCGAGGUGCUUGAAGGUCAAGUAUUGUAGCGCCGAGUGUCAAAGGAGGGAUUGGAAGACGCAUCGGACGGAGUGUGUGGAAAGUGAGGAGCAUCAUAGGCAGGCUUAGGCCUGGGCCAUCAGGGUGACCAGUUGAACUUGUGCUUAUUCAUUAAUUCGUUCUUGAACUUAUCGGUCCAACAUCCAUGCAGCUUCAGUACUUUAGCUUGAUAGCUCCAACAAACGAAGUUGUGUCUUCCGUUUGCUGAUUUAUUGCUCUUGUCUGUUUUUUUCGACUGAAUUUUUCCAAACUGAUCUCGAGAUGCUGCUUCGUCAAUGUAAAUAGUACAGGAC
Messenger RNA from Neurospora hispaniola, 3597 nucleotides. RefSeq lists its product as uncharacterized. The transcript has a single exon. Lineage: Eukaryota; Fungi; Ascomycota; Sordariomycetes; Sordariales; Sordariaceae. The coding region runs from base 155 to 3373 and encodes 1072 amino acids. The record is from RefSeq and is a predicted model, not a curated record.